Pelagomonas calceolata is the source of this 666-nucleotide messenger RNA. The record is from the annotation of a GenBank genome assembly. NCBI's taxonomy places the organism in Eukaryota, Pelagophyceae, Pelagomonadales, Pelagomonadaceae.
GCGCGGCCCGCGCGGCCCGUCGCGGUCCGGGCCUCGUCGCUGCCCGACCUGCUCCUCUCGCUCGAGCUGCCGACGCUCGUGGCCCCGAGGGAGUCGCAGCUCCCCUUCACGAGCCCGUUCUUCAUCGCGUUCUUUAUCUUCUCCAUCAUCGGGGGCCUGCCCUUCCUCGCGUGGCUCAGGCUGUCGUCGCUGUGCGUUUCGGAGUCUCAAACUUUGGAGUGCCUUCGACGCGGCGAUGGCGUGCUGGUGGCGUAGAAGUACGCGUCGCCGCCCGCGAGAGACCGGUCGAUGUUCCACGCAGGGAGGAGGACCCGGAGGCGCCGUUCGACCUCAACGGCGCGGCGCGCGAAAAGGGCGUCGAGCUGCCGAAGCUCCCGGGCUUGCCGGACUUUACGCUCCCGAAGCUCGGCAACGACCUGCGCGAGAUCGAGCUCCCCGACGCCGUGGCGGACAAGGUCGGCGCCUGUGUGAAAAUCAAAAUUUUACGGCGCGUUCGCCGAGAAAUACACCCGACGCACUGGUUGAUUUCCACACAGGUCGGCGCGAAGGAGAGCGGCCAGCUCAUCGAUCUGUUGCCCUGGAACCGGCCGGACUACCCGCUGAAGCCGAAGAAGGGCUCGGGCCUCUAGGCAUUGUGUCGUGGGGUGUAACGGCACUCUAUACAUA